Homalodisca vitripennis (glassy-winged sharpshooter) is the source of this 4526-nucleotide messenger RNA. Its product is annotated as copine-8-like. Gene Ontology annotation, biological process: cellular response to calcium ion. The transcript has 12 exons. The record is from RefSeq and is a predicted model, not a curated record. Gene Ontology annotation, molecular function: calcium-dependent phospholipid binding. Lineage: Eukaryota; Metazoa; Arthropoda; Insecta; Hemiptera; Cicadellidae. Gene Ontology annotation, cellular component: plasma membrane. Bases 150 to 1778 code for a protein of 542 amino acids.
AGUUUGCAGUUACAGUUGGUUUGUUUUCUUCCAGUCAACGUCAAAAUUGCAAUAGGAUUAACGUCGUUGCUUAGCCUAGCCCAUUUCCUAAACCUCACAGAAACAUAACCUUACUUGUAAAGAAAAAAACUAGUAAGGAUCUUUUGAUAAUGACAGCAGCUUUUAAGCCAGGAUCUGCAGUUGAACCCACACAGCUAAUAGACUUGGCCAUUUCUUGCAGAAAUCUUCCUGACUGUGAUGUUUUCUCUAAAUCUGAUCCAAUGUGUGUUAUCUACUUGAAGACUUUAGAGAGAGAUAAAUGGCAUGAGAUUUGCAGAACUGAGAUAAUAGAGAAUAAUUUGAAUCCUGAUUUUACUACAAAGGUUAGAAUAGUUUACCGCUUUGAGAUUCAGCAGAAUUUAAAGUUUGAAGUUUAUGAUGUGGAUUCAACUUCAACAGACCUUAGAGCUCAUGACUUUCUCGGAGAUUGUGAAACCACUGUAGGACAUUUGGUAUCAAACGUUCAUGUGAAACUGACUCUGAGAAACAGCUACAACCGUGGGCAAGUUUUAGUGACAGCCGAGGAGUGUGGGGUAAACAAGGAUGAGGUGACUCUGACCUUUCAUGGCAGGCAUCUGGACAGGAAGGAUUGGUUUGGAAGUUCAGAUCCUUUCCUGGAACUGUGGAAAGUGUUUGAGAAUGGCCACUACGGGAUAGUUCACCGCACAGAAGUGGUGAAGUGGAAUCUCAAUCCACGCUGGAAGUGUUUUACUCUGCCCAUACAUACCUUGUGUGGCAAUGACAUGGACCGGGACAUCCUCAUCAAGUGCUAUGAUUGGAACAGGAGUGGCAAUCACAGUUUUAUCGGAGAGUUCCAUGCGACAUUGAACAUGCUGAGCAAAGGUCCAGGUCCAGAAACUGUGUUCCAGUGUAUCAAUCCCAACAAAAAGCACAAACCAAACUAUGCAAACUCCGGGGAGAUUGUGCUGAUGGGAUAUUCUGUGCGGACAGUUUACUCCUUCCUGGACUACAUCAUGAGUGGGACUCAGAUCAACUGCUCUGUGGCCAUUGAUUUCACAGCUUCCAAUGGAGAUCCUACAUUGCCUGACUCACUUCACUUUAUCAGCAAUAACCCUAACUCAUAUGAGUUGGCUCUAAGUGCAGUUGUAGAAAUAAUACAGGAUUACCAUGCAACAAAGCAGUUUCCUGUGCUGGGUUUUGGAGCUAGAUUGCCUCCUAAUGGUAUGAUAUCUCAUGAGUUUUACGUCAAUCUACAUCCAACUGAUCCAUAUUGUUAUGGUGCUCAAGGAGUGGUGGAAGCUUAUAAGAACUGUAUCCGUCAAGUCCAGCUUUAUGGCCCAACCAAUUUCAGCCCGGUGAUCAACCAUGUGGCCCGGUUUGCUGCCACGUACACGGAUGGUUCCCAGUACUUCAUACUACUCAUUAUCACAGAUGGUGUCAUCACGGACAUGGAGCACACCAAGAGUGCGAUAGUGGCCGCAUCAGCACUACCAAUGAGCAUUAUCAUUGUUGGUGUGGGCCAGGCGGACUUCUCAGCCAUGGAGGAGCUUGAUGCAGAUACGGUUCCGCUGGUCAGUAGAGGCCGGAAGGCCGCCCGCGACAUUGUGCAGUUCGUGGAGUUCAGUCGUUUCCUGGGUCCACAUGGCCGAGGUCACGGAGCAGCUGCCAAGCUAGAACUGGCGAAGGAGGUCUUGGCAGAGAUACCGGACCAGUUAGUGGGUUACAUGAAGAGUCAAAACAUCACACCACUUUCUGCCAGAGCUCCACCGCUCGAAUAACACAUAAGCGAUGCAGCCCUCUUCUUUUACGGAGCUGCGUGAGACACUGGAAUAGAAUAAGUAUAUUGACCAUUGUAAAAGUUCUGUUUUUUACUGUAUUUUAUAACUGUAUUUAGUUUUGCAUUGUAAAUAUUUCUCCAAUGACAAAAUAUAACGAAGUAUAGUUACUACUGAAAAUCAAACUGAUUAGUUAAUGUAGACACAUGUUUGAUGAGCUAAUUCAGUAAUUUACUCAAUGGAAAUCUUGUUGAUAAAUUUUACACUUUUCAGUACAGGAAGAAAAAAUAAAUACAUUAUAUGAUAUAACUUAAGAGUCAGAAUAGUUCAGAUCUGAACUUGCUGCUAAAAUAUGUUCAAGUGAGUAUAUAAUGAAAACAAUCAUGAGAGACGAAUCAAGAACGUUCUCAUCUUUAAGGUUAUCGUGAAGUGAGCCUUGUAUUUCAAAAGUGAUUUACAAUGUAACUAAACUAAUGUAUUAACAGGUUUAUUAAAUUUUUUUUUAAAUACAUUAUGUAUUGGAGUCUAGUGUGAAUUUUUUCCAUUUUAUAAUGUUUAAAUACUUCUCCGUUCUUCAAUUAAAAAAAUUAAUUUUAAUGUUAACACUUUAUUGUUUACUGAAUGUCUAAACUAAUAUUUUACUGUUCGUUUUUUUACAUUGAAUUAAUUGUUAUUUGUAAAGGGUCUAUUAAGAACUAUUAGGUAGUUUAUGAAACACACAUUAAUGUUUGAUGAAAGAUGUUAAGUUGUCAACACUUAUAUAACUACUAUGUUUUCCUUAGUUUUUCUCAUACCUUCUUUUCAGCCAUAAUCUGCUUCAUCAAUAAACAAACCGAUUUGUGCCAGAAGUUCCGAUUUUAAUUAAAAAUAAUUAAUUAGAGGACUUAUAAAAUACAGAAAAGAAUAAUUCAAGUAAUUUGUUCUUUAUUAGUUUUAAGAUUCACUGCCAUUGUACUUUCUUGUAAAACAUAUUUGUGAUUUGAUAUUUAUUCUGAUCUGAUCUUGUGGAGUGUUUUGUACAUCCCCCAAACAGUAAAACAAUAGAGGGAGAUACUCUAUAUAUUAUUUGUCUUUUGUCAUGCAUGUGUAGAAGUUCUGUUUUUUCUAAAUUUAUUUAUUAAUUGUUAAGUUGAACUGGAAACUCAGAGAUCUAGGAUCUGAAUGUUUAGUUCAUGAACAAUUGGUGCUAAAGAACAGUCAAUAUGUUUUCUCUUCUUUUAAAAAAGUUGUGUAAUGGUUAAAUGUUAGCAGUUCCUUAGUAAAAUUUAACUCUAUUUCAAUAUGUAUUUUAAACUAACAUUAAGUCUCAAUAUGUUUUCCCUCUGUUAUUGUGACCUUGAAAUAUCUAUUGAUAAUACUAAUUGUAUACAUGUUGUACUGAUAACAUUUCUUGUUUUUUGUCAGUUUAGAACUGUAAUCACUGACAUCUCUCAAAAACGAAAUUGUAAUAUUUCGCAAGAUAUUAUUGUAAUGGCAAACUCUUGUAGUAUAAACAAAAAUACAUCACACUAAGAAAAUAUUAUAUAAAAGUAGAGUAUAAUUUUUAAUGAAUAGAAGCACAAAAUAUGUAAAGUACUGCACAAAAUAAUAUGCAAUUUGUAAUAAGCAAUUGUUUUACAUUACAGGAUAUUUACCUAGGUUACAAGUUAACUUUUAAGGAUAUAAAGUGGGCUAUAUGUACUUACUAAUACUUUUAAUUGUGCAGUCUUUGACACUUAUCACACAUUAUAUAGGAUAUCAGGCAGUUUUGACUAAGAUCAAAUGCUCCUAAAAACCAUGUAAAAUUAUAUUUAAUAUUUACUAUUUAUUUUUAUAAACAAGGGGUAUGAAACUCCUAGAGUGCUUUUUUAAGGCAAAAAAUUAAGGCCUUUAUAAAAAACUUGGUUUUUAGUACGUUUAUUAUGCACACAAUCUGUGUGAAUAAUACCUCUACUGUGAAAAAUAGUAAGCAUUGGCACUUGGAGCAUGGACUUAAUUUUUAUUUUGCUCAUGAAAGAUCUUUCUCAGUUGAAAAGAUUAAUGAUAGUGCUAUUUUUCACAUUUGGCAAGCUACAAUUUAUCAUAACUAAUAAUGUAUUUAGAACAUUUUACUCAACAUUUUUUUAUACUGUCUAAAAGGUUCAAGCACACUCCUGUUCUGGACAUUUAUUCAGUUGAGAGCUAUCACCAUCUUGCGACACACACUUUUCCUGUUGCCAUAUCUUCAGUUAAAAUCUGAUGAAAUGUAAAAUGAUUCAAAUUCAACUCACUAAUCAUAAUUCUUAAUGAAUUGGAGAUGUUGACCUCACCAGAGCCCUCACUCAUUCCAUGUUCUCAUCAGUUUCAAUGACUUCUCCUGUUACUUUGCCCUCCAACAAUUCCGUACUCUACCUAAAACUGGACAAGUAAUACUCCUCAUAAACUCGUUUCAACUUUUGAAAGAGUAAAGUUAGCAGAUUCAUGAAACUUAACAAAAUGUAACAGCUCAUAUUUUAAAACAUCUUUUUAUUUCGUUUAUGAAACCUUUCACAAUAGUACAUCUAAUAGUACCAUAAUAGUACCACACAAUUAAUGGUCUGUCUCAAUUUUACCAGAUGUGAGCAAAGUAUUCAAAAUACUUGGUUGAGAAUGCCUCAAUUUUUGAAAAAGCACAAUCAGCUAUCUGAAGACCUGUUUGGCUUAAGGAAGAGUAAGUUAUGUUGAUGAUAGACGCAGUUGUAAGUCUAGUCUAUAUGUUUGUAGAGGGACUAGAACGUCUGGAUCCCACAUUGA